Molecule: messenger RNA, 506 nt
Organism: Nezara viridula (southern green stink bug)
Lineage: Eukaryota; Metazoa; Arthropoda; Insecta; Hemiptera; Pentatomidae
Source: the annotation of a GenBank genome assembly
AUCAAUACUUAAUAAUCCCUUAAGAACAUUCUCUAAGCUUGGAUAAUCCCAUUCGACUUCUUCAAAAAAAGCCUCAGGUUAGGUAUUUGUUUUAAAGAAGAAACAUCACAAUGCCCUACGAAAUUCUCGUAAUUUUAAGGCAUUACUGUAAAAAAAAUUUCUCAGCCGUUGAAGCAACUAAUGAAAUUAUUAAAUAUGAAGGGGAAGGUGUCCUUGACCAACACACUUCACAGAGUUGGUUUGAAAAAUUUAGCAGUGGAGAUACAACAUUGGAAAGAAAGGCUUUGGGCGUCCACUAAUGGAUAUUGAUGAGGUUCUGCAGGAAGCUGUUGUGUCAAAUCCGUUCACAAGUACUCCCGAACUUGUCAGGGAGUGUGGUCUACUAUUUACUCACCAUGGGGAAGGUGAAAAAAAGCAUUAGACUGGUCCCUCACGAACUUACUCCUCAGCAAUCAGUUAAGAGGUUCCAUUCUGCCAGCUGGAAGAUACCACUGUCCGGCACAUGA